GAAGAAAAGUGAGUAAAAAAAUGCUUGGUGGGUUGUACGGAGAUCUUCCGCCGCCGUCCGAUGAGGAUAACCAGCCGAGCAGUAACACUACGGUUUGGUCAAGCAGCACGAAGAUGGCUCCUCCGACUCUCCGCAAGCCUUUCUCCGGCUUUGCUCCGCCGCAGACCAUCCUCAGAUCUCAAAACAAACCAAAAAAUCCCGUUCCCAAAACCACCCCUUAUUCCGUUCCCUCCUCCAUCUCACCCUCUCCCGCGGCGAUGUCAACCGAUUGUAUGGCGCAACAACAGCCUGCACUUGUGGGCGUCACUUCCAGUGUAAUAGAAGAGUAUGAUCCGGCCAGGCCCAAUGACUACGAGGAAUACCGGAGGGAGAGGAAGAGGAAGGCUAUGGAGGAGGAGAUGAGAAGGGAAUUGGAGAGAAGGCGGAGAGAAGAGGAGGAAAGGGAGAGGGAAAGAGAAGAGAGGGAAAGAGAAAGAGAAAGAGAAAGAGAGAGAGAUUUAAAUGAUUCAAGGCUGAAUAUUUCAGGCGAGGAAGCUUGGAGAAGGCGUGCGGCUAUGAGCGGCGGGGUUCCAAGGUCCCCAUCUCCGCCGCCGGGAAAAGCUGAGGGUUUCACUAUUGGAAAGUCGGAGACAAGUGGACUGGGAGUUGGGGCUGGCGGGCAGAUGACUGCCGCCCAAAGAAUGAUGGCCAAAAUGGGCUGGAAAGAAGGCCAGGGUCUUGGGAAAAAGGAGCAAGGGAUUACUACGCCAUUGAUGGCCAAGAAGACUGAUAGGAGAGCUGGUGUAAUUGUGAAUGCCAGUGAGACUUCCAAGCCUGACAAGAAGGUUAAGAGUGUUAGUUUCAAUGGCCCCCCUACUCGUGUUUUGCUGCUUAGGAACAUGGUUGGCCCCGGUGAGGUAGAUGAUGAAUUAGAAGAUGAGGUUGGAUCCGAGUGUGCCAAGUAUGGAACGGUUACCCGAGUUCUGAUAUUUGAGAUAACAGAGCCAAAUUUCCCAGUCGAUGAAGCCGUCAGAAUCUUUAUUCAGUUUGAGAGAUCAGAGGAAACAACUAAAGCAUUAAUUGACCUCGAUGGUCGUUUUUUUGGGGGUAGGGUUGUUAAAGCUUGCUUUUAUGACGAAGAGAGAUUUAGUAAGAAUGAGCUGGCUCCGAUGCCGGGGGAAAUUCCAGGUUUCUCUUGAUGCAGUAUUAAAGUCCCAGAGAAGGUCAAUGGACUGUUACGUUUCCAAGUAAUGCUAAUAGCAGAGAAUGAGGUCUCGAACUGGAGUCUGUUUAUAUCAUGACAUGGAUGCUAGUAGCAUCCGAACUUUGAAUUAGGUCGAGUUUCAUGUAGACGUCUCAUAUUGAAUGCUUGUAGUGCUAAACCCCCAGCACUUUGCAUGGGGUAGUCGUAAGUUUAAGUUUAGGCGUCAUUCUGUAUUUCAUUAGGGCUGUGGAUUACUUUUUCAAGUUAUUGAUAUAUUGUUAAACUGUUAUUAUAUC
Messenger RNA from Hibiscus syriacus, 1479 nucleotides. Its product is annotated as DNA-damage-repair/toleration protein DRT111, chloroplastic-like. Gene Ontology annotation, cellular component: precatalytic spliceosome. Gene Ontology annotation, molecular function: RNA binding. Bases 21 to 1178 code for a protein of 385 amino acids. Gene Ontology annotation, biological process: mRNA cis splicing, via spliceosome. The record is from RefSeq and is a predicted model, not a curated record. Lineage: Eukaryota; Viridiplantae; Streptophyta; Magnoliopsida; Malvales; Malvaceae. The transcript is spliced from 4 exons.